This is a messenger RNA of Plasmodium malariae, 2769 nucleotides long. Its product is annotated as N2227-like protein, putative. The transcript has a single exon. Gene Ontology annotation, molecular function: S-adenosylmethionine-dependent methyltransferase activity. NCBI's taxonomy places the organism in Eukaryota, Apicomplexa, Aconoidasida, Haemosporida, Plasmodiidae. The record is from RefSeq and is a predicted model, not a curated record. Bases 1 to 2769 code for a protein of 922 amino acids.
AUGAUGAGUGAUGGCAUGAACGAAAUUCGAGCGGACAAAUCGGUAAGUCCAAGUGGUAUCAGUGAUAGUGGUCGUAGCAGUGGUAGUGGUCGUAUCAGUGGUAGUGGUUGUAGCAGGGGUAGUGGUUGUAGCAGGGGUAGUGGUCGUAGCAGUGGUAGUGGUCGUAGCAGUGGUAGUGAAGGUAGCCAGGGGGGUUCUAAUAGCGAUGAAAAAAAUGGGAAAAAAAGCAAUAGUAUAUGCCGCAGAGGUGAAGACACGCUCGAUCGAGGGAAUAAUAAUACGUCGAAGGAAAAAUCAAAGGGAAAAGAAUCGAAACAGAUGGUAUAUGGUAACAGCUAUAGUAAUUUAGAGAAUUCCAAUAAUUUUAUAAACGAAAUUCAAUGUAGUGAGCAUUGUAAUGAUAAUACAGAAAUUUUGAAUUAUGAAGAAGAAAAACAUUUUUGUAAUGUGUGUUUUUCCUUCUUAUAUUAUAAAAAAUAUUGUUUUUAUGAACUGUUAAGGAUAUAUAGAAAUUAUUGCUUAUUAAAUGAUGAAGAGAAAAGUUUGUUAAGUGAAUCCAUAUAUGCAAAAAUAUAUAAAAUGUAUUUAUCUGUUUUGAACAACUAUUAUUUUAUUAUGAAUAUAUUACUUCCUCAAAUAUCAACACAUAUUAUUAUACAUCUGUUGUCUUACACGUUUCAUAAGGAUGACGAUGUUGCUGUUGUUCAGAAUGAUGUACAUAUGAACUGCAAUGGUAAUGAUUAUAGAGUAGACAAUGGACAUUAUAAGCAUAGUAAAAAUAAAGAAGGGGGUAAAAAGGACGAACAUAAUAAAGAUAAUAAGAAAGAUGAUAACUGUUACUGUAAAUAUAAUAAUAAAAUGUCUAAGGAAGAAUUUGUAAUUAACGAAAUUAUUGAUAACUUAACUGUUCAGGAAAAAGAAGAUAUUGAUAAAAUAUACAAUUACUAUAAUUUAGAUGCUAGACUUUUAUGUAAAGAUGAUCCUAUAACAAUACUUAAUGAAAUAAAAUUUAAAUUAAUUAAUAGAAAAAGUGAAAAAGAUAUAUAUAAGUUUCUUCGUCUUGAAGCAGAAAACUCUUCUUCGUCCAACAACAAUGAAGGUCCUACGAAUGUUAACACAAAAAAGGGUAAUUAUGAACAAGUCCAAUCGUCUUGUUUUCCUAAUGAUAUCAUAUUUAAUCAAAUAAAAAGCGCAAACAGUUACGCAUUUGGUGAAAAACAAAAUAGCAUAAGCGAAAAAGAUGAAAUGAAAGUUUCGCCCCUAAAUGAACCGACCAGCACACGAUCCCCUCGAAAAAGAGACCGUGAGAAAGAAGCGCAGGAAGGGGGGAAUGAAGUGGACGUAAAGGAAGAGGAUGUACACGAAGUCGUUGUACGUAAAGUGGAUCUACGCGAAGUCGAUGCACCUGAAGGAGGAAAAAACGCUAACAAAGAAGAUGAUAUUACCACUAAUUACAAACACAGUAUGACAGGAUUGCUUGACAAGGAUACCGAACAAACGCCCAGUAACAAUGUAAACACCAAAGCUGGUGAAAAAAGUCUAUCCAAUCGUAUAAAUGAUAAUAUGAAUUUCAAAAAAUGUAAAGACGAAAUAAGUGUAGGACAAGAAAAGACGAACGAGUUGAAGAAGGUAGGAUUGCCCAAAGAGAGUGACGCAUCGUUAGUAUCCCUGUCCUCUUCCUCAUCAUCAUAUAAAAAUAAAAUUGAAACAGAUGUCAAUAAAAACAGUAAAAAUGGAGAGUAUGGUGAAAAUUGUGAGAAAAAUUUGGAAAACGUCAUUAAUGCACCAGCUUGCAAACAAGGAUAUGACAACCGAACUAAUGGUGAUAAAACAAAAAAAAAAAAAAAUAAAAAAAAUAAAAAAAAUAAUAAAAUAAAAAACAAAAGUAAUUCUUCUAAUAGAGAAUCUUCAAAAGGAGAACACAUUCCCCCUGGCCAUAGAAUUUCAAAUGUAUAUAGUCCUUCCUUAGAUGAGUAUAAUUUAAUACAAAAUAUAAGCAAAGUUAGAAGUACACUAAGGCAAUUUGUUCGUGAUUGGUCAUAUGAAGGAAAACAUGAAAGAGAUAAUGCAUAUGAACUUAUCCUAAAAAGCUUAGACAAAUAUCUACCCAUAACUGAUACCUAUGUACCUAAAGUUUUAUGCCCUGGAUCAGGUUUAGGUAGACUCCCAUAUGAAGUAGCAAAAAAAGGGUAUAGAAGUCAAGGAAAUGAAUUUUCCUAUUUUAUGCUUUUAGCAUCUAAUUUUAUUUUAAAUUAUUACAACGAAAAAAAUUCUUUACAUAUACAACCAUAUUGUUUAAAUACAUUAAAUAGAAAAGGUAGAGAUGAUCAUUUAAAAAUUAUAAAACUACCAGAUGUCAAUACAUAUAAUAAAGCUGUAUUGAAUACCGAAUUUUCUAUGUGUGCAGGCGAAUUAAUAGAAGUUUAUUAUAAUGAAAAAGAACAAUUCGAUGGUGUUUUAACUUGUUUUUUUUUAGAUACAGCAAAGAAUAUUUUUAUGUAUAUCCGUACCUUUGCUAAUAUUUUAAAGCCAAAUUCUUUAUGGUCUAAUGUUGGUCCUCUAUUAUAUCAUUACGCAGAAAUGCCAAAUGAAAUGUCUAUAGAGUUAUCAUGGGAUGAAAUCAAAAUAAUUAUUUCCAGAUGGUUUACUUUUUUAGAAAUUAAAUGGGUCGACAAUUAUUAUACAACCAACACUGACUCGAUGAUGCAAGUGCAAUAUCACUGCGUUUUCUUUAACGCCUUGCGAAAUGACGUACCUGUAGAUGAUUAA